AUGCCGCACCAAACCGCCCGUCCGUCUCACGUCAUUUCUACCGUCACUCAUGAACAAGACCCCGAGAUACUUGAACUCCUUCGGUCCGCCGUUUUCCUGCAGAACCGCGGCCUCAGAUUUGGAGCUGCUGACUCUCAUCCCGACUGCUUCACGCUCGGCUGCAAACCGCCCCUGUGCAUGCUGGGAGGUCACGACAUCUCUGUAGUUGACGCCACGACGACGUCCUCAGAGUUCGUGCAGAGGAAGCGUUCGGCUUCAGCCGGCCUGGAUGCCGUCAGAUUCAAAGAACCAAAGAUGGAGAUGAACUCAGAAACUGCCGCCAGAGACGACUGCGUCCAAAUCCACCAGCACGACAACAUGAAGGAACUGUUUGAGAUGAUGAUGCAGUCGGUCACGUCUCUCGCCGCGUCUUUAGCCUCCUCGCACUCGUCCUCGCAGCCCUCGGAGCAGCUGAUGCCUCCCGCGGCGCAGCUGGACCUGCAUCACCUCCAGACCGCCCGCGGCGUGCUGCAGUCCUCCAGGCCGAAGACGGAGGAGCAGGAGGUCGAGCUGCUGGACCAGAGCGACGGAGAGGAGGAGUGUGCGCCCGCUGCGUCUCCCAGGCCGAGCCGGGCCAAGAGGAGGAGCGGCGACGGUCUGCUGGAGGAGUUCCUGCGGAGGAUGGAGGCCAGGGAGGCGCAGAGGGACCGGGAGCAGAGAGACGACGUCACGCUGUUCCUGCUGAGCCUGGCUCCGGCCCUGAGGAGACUCCCCGCGGAGAAACAGUCCUGGAUCCGGACCAAGAUCCAGCAGUUUGUGCAUGAGGCCGAGUUCGGUGCAGCGAGUUUUCAGUGAUCCCCCAAAUAUUUUACAUUUUUAUAAACACUGAAAGGAUCCCAUAUUUACGGACUUUAACAAUCAUUAACGUGCUUAUUGAGUUCUUUUUUUAUGAUGCGUUGACUGAACUUUUCCUCUUUUCCGAUGUUUUGUUCUGUUUUUAAUAAAAAUU
Molecule: messenger RNA, 988 nt
Organism: Plectropomus leopardus (leopard coralgrouper)
Lineage: Eukaryota; Metazoa; Chordata; Actinopteri; Perciformes; Serranidae
Source: RefSeq, a predicted model, not a curated record